AUGAAAAUAUUUGGAAAGUUGGAGAUUAAUCUUCCAUUCCUUCAAGAACUCAAAUUUCCUCCACUGAGCAAGUUCCUGAAAGACUUUAUUGCUGGUAAGUCUAAAGAAUCUAGAAAAAUCGUGAUGGGCGAGAAUGUGUCAGCCGUGAUACAAAAGGAAUUACCGCCCAAAUGCAAGGAUCCAGGUAUGUUUUCUUUGCCAUGUUUCAUUGGUGAUACAAAGAUCGAGCAUGCUAUGUGUGACUUAGGAGCUUCUAUUAAUGUCAUGCCUUUAGCUGUUUGCGAUAGCUUGAUUGGUGUGGAGUUGGUGGAUACUAGAGUCGUAAUUCAGCUAGUCGAUAGGUCAUGUGUUCAUUCUGAAGGGUUGUUGGAAAAUGUUCUUUUGAGAGUGCAUAAUUUCGUUUAUCCCGCUGACUUUUAUGUGGUGAGGAUGAGUGGCAUGCAAUCCAAAGGUACUGAUGAUGCCAUGAAAACUCCUAAUGAUGCUGAAAAUGCUUAUGCCAUUAAUGUGAUUGACCCUCUUGUCCAAGAAUUUCUUGAGACUGAAUUCAUGCAGGAUAAGUUGGAACUGACUCUUACGAAAGGCUGGAUAUAUUUUGAUGCUCAAGAGAUGAAUGAUGAAGAGAUCAAAGAAGCUAUCAUGUCUCUUUAUGCCCAAUCGGAAAUUGCAAGUUCUAGAAGCAAGUUAUGUUUGCUCAAACAGACGUCUUAUGACAGACCGUUACAAUCUGAGAAGAAACCGCCAGUGCUGGAACUUAAGCCCCUACCUGCGAAUUUGAAGUAUGUUUUUCUAGGGGAGGGUGACACUCUUUCUGUCAGUAUUAGCAAUGAGUUGACCAGGAGCAAAGAAGAGCAACUAAUUGCUUUACUGAAGAAGCAAAAGAAGGCCAUAGGGUGGACAUUAGCUGAUAUCACUAGAAUAAGUCCUGAUGUGUGCCAGCAUUACAUUUUGUUGGAGCCUGAUGCUAAGCCUGUUCGAGAUCCUCAGCAGAAACUGAAUCCAAACAUGAGGGAAAUAGUUCUUAAGGAAGUGAGCCCAAUUCAUAUGGUACUGAAGAAAUCAGGUCUGCAAGUGGUUGAGAAUGAGCGGAAUGAGUUGCUAAAUGUAGCCACUCGCAAGGAUCAUUUUCCUUUACCGUUUAUUGAUCAGAUGUUGGAGCGUCUAGCUGGACAAGCAUAUUUCUGCUUCUUAGAUGGUUAUAGUGGUUAUUUUCAUAUUCAUGCUUUUGAUUUGUUGAAAACUAAGCUGACCACGUCUCCCAUUAUCCAACCACCCAACUGGAAGCUUCUAGUCGAGCUUAUGUAUAACGCCAGCUACUAUGUGGUGGGAGCUGUUCUUGAUCAGAAGUUGGGAAAAGAGAGCCACAUAAUUGUCUACACGGACCAUUCGGCGUUGAAAUAUUUGUUAUCAAAGAAAGAGUCGAAAUCACGCUUGAUUAGGUGGAUUCUUUUGUUGCAAGAAUUCGAUUGGGAGAUUAUAGACAAGAAAGGAGCAGAGAAUAAUGUUGCUGAUCACCUCAGUCGUUUGGUUCAAGAUCAUGAUGACGUUGUUCCUAUCAACGAAGAUUUUCCAGAUGAGCAUCUAUAUGCUGUCACAGGAACUGCACGACCACCUGUUUGCCCAAACAGAGCCUACCUUCCGAGUCAAAAUGUGCUACAAUCGACAAGUUUGACUCUGACCCCUGGUUUGCUGAUAUCGUCAACUAUUUGUCAACUGGAAAGUGCCCAUCCUAAAUCACAAAGGCACAAAGGCUGA
Messenger RNA from Salvia miltiorrhiza (redroot sage), 1755 nucleotides. RefSeq lists its product as uncharacterized. The record is from RefSeq and is a predicted model, not a curated record. The transcript has 6 exons. NCBI's taxonomy places the organism in Eukaryota, Viridiplantae, Streptophyta, Magnoliopsida, Lamiales, Lamiaceae. Bases 1 to 1755 code for a protein of 584 amino acids.